UAAUCGUUGUCGGCAUUAGUAUCCAUUGACAUUGAUUAGAUUGAAAAGAUAAAUAAAUUAAGAGUUAUUUAACACUUUUAUAAUAAUUAUUAGAAAAAUAGGAAAAACAUGGUUCACGUCUCCAAGGGAACAUUAAUUACAUGUGAUCAGUCAAUGAAACAAUUUUUAUUACAAUUGGAUCAAACUAAUGCUCUUGGAAAAAAAUUCAUUCUACAAGAAUUGGAUGAAGAACAUUUAUUUGUUUCAACUGAUGUAUUGGACACAUUGGAAGAUCGUGUUGACGAAUUAAUGGACCAACUUACUUUCACUCAAAAUUAAAACUAUUUAAAAUUUAACUUUUAAAAUAGUUUUUCUAAUAAUUUAAUAUGUCUUCUAAAGUAGGAAUGGGUAGGGAAUCGGGUAGGUUAAAAGAUGCAGAUAAAAAGAAGGUACUUGAUACAGCAACUAGGAAUCGUAGGGCA
Messenger RNA from Rhopalosiphum padi (bird cherry-oat aphid), 461 nucleotides. RefSeq names its product general transcription factor IIH subunit 5 (gene Tfb5). The record is from RefSeq and is a predicted model, not a curated record. Lineage: Eukaryota; Metazoa; Arthropoda; Insecta; Hemiptera; Aphididae. Gene Ontology annotation, biological process: transcription by RNA polymerase II; nucleotide-excision repair; transcription initiation at RNA polymerase II promoter. The coding region runs from base 109 to 318 and encodes 69 amino acids. The transcript has 2 exons. Gene Ontology annotation, cellular component: transcription factor TFIIH holo complex; transcription factor TFIIH core complex.